GGGCGGAGCGGCGGCUGGGGCGGAGCGGCGGUCCGCAGAGCAGCCCCUCCCGGCCCGCCGCCGGUCCGGCCCGGCCCCGCCUGGCUCUAUGGACAGGAGCUCGCUGCUGCACCUCAUCCACGAGCAGCAGCUGGACCCCGAGAACACUGGCUUCAUUGGCGUGGACACCUUUGCUGGCCUGGUGCACAGCCAUGAGCUGCCUCUGGACCCCGCCAAGCUGGACAUGCUGGUGGCCCUGGCCCAGAGCAACGAGCGGGGCCAGGUCUGCUACCAGGAGCUGGUGGACCUGAUCGGCAGCAGGCGCUCCGGCAGCUUCAAGCGGGCCAUCGCCAACGGCCAGCGGGCGCUGCCCAGGGACGGGCUGCUGGACGAGCCCGGCCUGGGCUUCUACAAGCGCUUCGUGCGGUACGUGGCCUACGAGAUCCUGCCCUGCGAGGUGGACCGCCGCUGGUACUUCUCCAGGCACCGCAGCUGCCCGCCCCCGGUGUUCAUGGCCUCCGUCACCCUGGCGCAGAUCGUGGUGUUCCUGUGCUACGGGGCGCGGCUCAACAAGUGGGUGCUGCAGACCUACCACCCCGAGUACAUGAAGAGCCCCCUCGUGUACCACCCGGGGCACCGGGCCCGCGCCUGGUGCUUCCUCACCUACAUGUUCAUGCACGUGGGGCUGGAGCAGCUGGGGUUCAACGCCCUGCUGCAGCUGAUGAUCGGGGUGCCCCUGGAGAUGGUGCACGGCGCGCUGCGCAUCAGCCUCCUGUACCUGGCGGGCGUGCUGGCAGGUGAGGCGCCGCGCCCCGGCCCGCCCCGCGCCGCCCGCCGGGCCUCACCCCUGCCCUCCUGGCCCGCAGGCUCCCUGACCGUGUCCAUCACCGACAUGCGGGCCCCCGUGGUGGGGGGCUCCGGCGGGGUCUACGCCCUGUGCUCGGCGCACCUGGCCAACGUCGUCAUGAACUGGGCUGGGAUGCGGUGUCCCUACAAGCUGCUGCGGAUGGUGCUGGCCCUGGUGUGCAUGAGCUCGGAGGUGGGCCGCGCCGUGUGGCUGCGCUUCUCGCCGCCGCUGCCCGCCUCGGGCCCGCAGCCCAGCUUCAUGGCGCACCUGGCGGGCGCCGUGGUGGGCGUGAGCAUGGGCCUCACCAUCCUACGCAGCUACGAGGAGCGCCUGCGGGACCAGUGCGGCUGGUGGGUGGUCCUGCUGGCCUACGGCACCUUCCUGCUCUUCGCCGUCUUCUGGAACGUCUUUGCCUACGACCUGCUGGGCGCCCACGUCCCCCCGCCGCCCUGACCGCCUCCUGGGCGCAGGGGAGGCCCUGCCCCCGCCCCGCCCCCGGGUCCGCGGUCCGCGCCUUUUGCAGAGUGAAUAAAUAUUUUACACGGCA
Messenger RNA from Oryctolagus cuniculus (rabbit), 1373 nucleotides. NCBI's taxonomy places the organism in Eukaryota, Metazoa, Chordata, Mammalia, Lagomorpha, Leporidae. The record is from RefSeq and is a predicted model, not a curated record.